Molecule: messenger RNA, 1828 nt
Organism: Priapulus caudatus
Lineage: Eukaryota; Metazoa; Priapulida; Priapulimorpha; Priapulimorphida; Priapulidae
Product: clumping factor A-like
Exons: 4
Coding region: 175-1602 (475 amino acids)
Source: RefSeq, a predicted model, not a curated record
AGAAACCUGGCUCGCUGCCAUUCAUGUUUCGGGCCAGCGAGGUUUUAGCUGCUAUUUUGGUUCCUUUCUGCUGUAGCCUAUAGACAAGCAUGCGUGGACACACACACAUCUAUCGUUCGCCGAGCAUUGACGCGAUCUUUCACUGUGCUCAUCUAUACGCACUAAUACGCAACCAUGAAGUCGCGAAAAAGAUCCGAGGUGUUCAUCAUCAUGGCGAUAAUAGUUCAUUUGAUGGGCCUCGCAAAUGCGCUUUCCGUCUCGGAGACAAUCGCCACUAAGAUUGCAUCGAAAUACAGCAGCGUUAGUGGUGUUGAACAUAGCGUAAACACGGAGGCUGUUAUAAGUGACGUCAGUACAGACGAAAAGACCAUUACUAAAGACAACGAUGAUCUGAUUCUUGGUACUAGCGAUGGCGAUCAUGACAGCAAUGCGAAUGCUGAGAAUACCGCCAACGAAAAAGACUUGAAGGAGUUCAAUAUCGAUAACAAUGGCGAUAUCGAUGACGAUACCACAACUGCCCAAGACACAAUAUUGUUUAAUAUUGAUAACGAUGGUAACAACGAUGACGAUACCACAACUGCCCAAGACACAAUAUUGUUUAAUAUUGAUAACGAUGGCAACAACGAUGACGAUACCACAACUACCCAAGACACAAUAUUGUUUAAUAUUGAUAACGAUGGCAACAACGAUGACGAUACCACAACUGCCCAAGACACAAUAGAGUUUAAUAUUGAUAACGAUGGCAACAGCGAUGACGAUACCACAACUGCCCAAGACGUAAUAGAGUUCAAUAUUGAUAACGAUGGCAACAGCGAUGACGAUACCACAGUUACCCAAGAGUUAAAUACCGACAGCGAUAGCGACAGCGAUGACGACAGCGAUAGCGACAACGAUGACGAUAACGAUAUUAACCAAGGCGUAAUAGAGUUGCAUACCGAAAGCGAUGGCGACAACGAUGACGAUGACGAUAUUAACCAAGACGUGAUAGAGUUGAAUAUCGACAGCAAUGGCGACAACGAUGACGAUAACGAUAUUAACCAAGGCGUAAUAGAGUUGCAUACCGAAAGCGAUGGCGACAACGAUGACGAUGACGAUAUUAACCAAGACGUGAUAGAGUUGAAUAUCGACGACGAUGGCGACAACGAUGACGAUUACGGGGCUAAUGACAUUGACGAAGACGUAAUAAAUUGGGAUAUCGAUGACGAUGAUUACACGGACAUUAUAAGUCAAUAUCCGGACGAUCACAGUUUCGACAUCAUACAAGAUACCGGGCUGCAUAUAGAAGAAAAUGGUGAAAAUUCGGUCAUCGAGGAAAUGAGCGACAUGGAGGCAGACCGGCAGCGUACAGUGGCCUACAUAACUUCCCUGGAAUACGAGGAGAUGAAACAAGCAUGCUGUGAAUUCGGCAAAGUCGCCGGCGACGCGUUAGUUGGAAGUCCGAUCAUCACGUGCUGGCAGUAUGGAAACCAUUUCUAUUAUAAUGUCGUUGGGAAAGUUGUUUCAAUCUCCUGCAGGCGGCGCUACCGAAGGUGUUGCAUCCGUGCGUACAUGAGACAGAUUCCUGCCGUACAGAGUCCUGGGAUCGGCUACGCGGAUCAGUAAGCCGAUGAUGCUCUUGCGGCGAAGUACGCACGCACGCACGCACGCACGCACGCACGCACGCACGCACGCGCAGUGAUUCACGGACGAGCAUUUCGAUCACAUAGACCAAGCUCUGCAUGGCACCUGAUCGCGUCUACGAUAGUCCGACUCGAAUGGUCACGCCUGCCACCGCGCGUGGAUUAGUUUACGUUUCAAAUAUGGCGCUGUUCCUACCGAGAGAGAGAGA